UUCACAAGUGAUAUUUAUCAUUGUGUUCUUGGAUAAUUAAGCAAUGGCUGCCAACUUUGUUACAUAUCUAGCCAUCUUCACAUUCACUGCUGCAUUCUCCGGUGCACUUGCAUCGGACCCGGACUUGCUUCAAGAUGUCUGCGUGGCUCUACCAUCUUCUUCAGGGGGGGUAAAAGUGAACGGGUUUGCAUGCAAGGAUGAUGCAAAUGUGACGGCAGCUGAUUUCUUCUUCGACGGCCUUGCGAAGCCAGGGCUGAUCAACAACUCAGUGGGCUCUAUCGUAACUGCAGCCAAUGUGGAAAAGGUUCCAGGCCUCAACACACUGGGCGCGUCCCUGUCGCGCAUCGACUACGCACCUGGUGGACUUAACCCACCUCACACCCACCCGCGUGCCACUGAGAUAGUAUUUGUGCUGGACGGCGAAUUGGAUGUGGGAUUCAUCACCACAGCCAACAAGCUGGUUUCCAAGACCAUCAACAAAGGCGACAUCUUUGUGUUUCCUAGGGGUCUCGUUCACUUCCAGAAGAACAACGGGGACAAGGCCGCUGCUGUAAUUGCUGCCUUCAACAGCCAAUUGCCUGGUACUCAAUCCAUCCCUGCAGCAUUGUUCACGGCAACACCUCCUGUUCCUGACGAGGUCUUGACCAAAGCCUUCCAGCUUGGUACCAAGGAGAUUGACAAGAUCAAAUCCAAGCUUGCUCCAAAGAAAUAAUUAAAAUACAGUAUAUAUAUAUAUAUUUUAAUAUAUAGUUAAUUCUUCACUCCACGCUGCCACCUAUUUCCAUUCAUUUUUCUAUUUUUCUUUCCUCCUCCCUCUAUCAUUGCUUCAAAUUCAAUCUUUUAACUUCGGUCGAUGUCCCGAUCUGUUGGGAAUUUGAUUUUUGAUCAACUUUACUUUAGAAUUAAUGUAUAUGAAUAUGGAAAAUAAAAUAGUCGACUUUGAUCAAA
Prunus mume (Japanese apricot) is the source of this 948-nucleotide messenger RNA. It is a transcript of the gene GLP10, whose product is annotated as germin-like protein 10. The record is from RefSeq and is a predicted model, not a curated record. Gene Ontology annotation, molecular function: manganese ion binding. Lineage: Eukaryota; Viridiplantae; Streptophyta; Magnoliopsida; Rosales; Rosaceae.